Linum trigynum is the source of this 2208-nucleotide messenger RNA. The record is from the annotation of a GenBank genome assembly. Lineage: Eukaryota; Viridiplantae; Streptophyta; Magnoliopsida; Malpighiales; Linaceae.
CCUAAUUGCAGAGAAUGAAUACAAAAGCAGAGCAGCAAGACAAGCUGUCUGCACAUUUUCUCGCACAUCUCAUUCUAACCUAGAAACUUCUCAUGGUAUCAGAGCGGCCGUUCUAGGCCAGGUUCCGCAACGGGAUGGCUGGGCACGAAGCUUCGCCGUUCACCGGCGAGACGCAGAGUGUGACCGGCGUCUUCAACACAUCUGGUGUUCAAUUGGGAUCUAAUGGUGGCGAUCAAUCUGGCAACAGCAGCAUCAUCACUUUUGGUAACCCACUCUACUUGAACCCAAAUGAAAAUUUCACCCAACCCAUCGUUUCAGAGGCACUCGAUGGGAACAACUACUCCAUGUGGAGUAGAUCCAUGAAGAAAGCUUUGAAGAUGAAACAUAAGCUGGGUUUCAUCGAUGGGUCCAUGGCGAUUCCAGCCAGAAACGAUCCAAGCUAUUUCUUAUGGGAUAGUUGCAACAUCGCAGUUGUAACCUGGAUUUUGCACUCUUUACAGAAAGAUAUAAAGAGAUCUGUUAUGAGUCAUGAAAAUGCUAAGACCCUAUGGGAUGAACUUCAUCGUAGGUUUGGUCAGCUAAAUGCUAAUAGGUUGACAAACUUAGAGGAUGAAAUCCACAGGUGUAAGCAAGGAACUAUGACUAUCACCCAAUACUACACCCUAAUCAAAGGAUUAUGGGAUGAGUAUACAGAAUUUAGCCCUUUUGUGGAGUGUAACUGCAUCCCAGGAAAUCCCAAUCCCUGUACUGCUGUGACUGCUUACAACAGGAAGCAGGAAACUGAUUAUCUAAUCAGGUUUCUACGAGGUCUGAAUCCAGAAUAUGAGGGAGUGAAGGAACAGCUCUUGAUGUUGAAACCACUGCCUACAGUAGCUGAUGCAGUGGAUGACCUACUCCAACAUGAGCAGGAAUUGAAGGCUAAUGGUUCAGGAGGAGGAAAGAAGUCACAAACUGUGGCUCUUGCAGUUCAGAGUGAUAAUACCAAGACCACAGAGAACACUGAAAAGGGUCAAGGUAAGAAGUACUGCAAGUUCUGCAAGAAGACUAAUCACAACAUAGAAGAAUGUUGGACUUACAAAAGGAAGAGUAGGGAGCAGGAGCAAGGUGGAAAUUCUCAGCCUGGUUCACACAAGUUUGUUGGUUCAGUGUCUCAAGGUAACUCCAGUGGGAGUGAGUCAUCUUCUGAAGUGAGUUUUCAUAAUGAGAGCAACAUGGUAAGUCCACCUCUCUUAAUUUUACUCCAGAAGAGCUGAACAAGUUGAGAUAUCUACUGCAUUUUGGUGCUAACCACCCAGCUCCCACCAACCAAACCCCUUCACCAUCACCUCCAACUUCACCCUCUAUCCAACACCAAGCCUACUCAGUUUCACAAUACCUUCCUCCAUUCCCAAACUACUUAGGUAAAUAUGUAAUAUCUUCAGCUAUAGACUCUAACUCUAAUAGAUCUAAUAGCUUGUGGAUAUUAGAUACUGGGGCAUCAGACCAUAUUGCCUGUUCUUUAGAGUUGUUUACUGAACAUACACAAGUUCAGGGCAUGUUUGUUCACCUUCCAAAUUCAGCUAAGGUUCUAGUCAGUCAUGUAGGAACUGUCAGAUUGCCUUUUGGACUUUUUCUCUAUAAUGUACUGCUAGUACCUAGCUUUUCUUUCAAUCUAGUGUCAGUUAGUAGACUCACACAUGAUUUUCCCAUAUCCUUACACUUUCACUCUGACAUUUGCCAAAUCCAGGACCUUCUAAACAAGAAGACGAUUGGUUUAGCAAGAGAGUCUAGAGGUCUUUAUCACCUUACCUUCACAAACCAGCCAUCAAACCUUCCAGCUCUUCACCAAACUCAAGUAGACCUGUGGCACUGGAGACUAGGACAUCCCAGCAAUGAUAGGAUUAAUCUGUUACAGCAUAGUGAUCCUGAUGUAACUCAUUCCAAAAUCGAUCAUUGUAAUAUUUGUCACUACUCCAAACACAAAAGGCUACCCUUUCUUGUUAGCACUAACAAUGCAGUUAGACCUUUUCAACUUGUUCACAUUGACAUAUGGGGACCUUUAUCUGUUGUGUCUCAUGAUGGAUAUAGUUUCUUUCUUACAAUUGUGGAUGACUGUUCAAGGGCUGUGUGGGUGUUUCUGAUGCAUAACAAAAGUGAAACAAGAGAUCUUCUUAAAGGUUUUUGCUAUCUGGUUCAAAACCAGUUUGACAGUAAAAUACAGGUCAUCAG